Messenger RNA from Effrenium voratum, 942 nucleotides. Lineage: Eukaryota; Dinophyceae; Suessiales; Symbiodiniaceae. The record is from the annotation of a GenBank genome assembly.
AUGGCUGCCUCACCAACCUCUGAGGACAAGAAGCCAACUUUGGGCGAAGUCAUCGAGAGCAUCGGCAUCGGCCCGGCUCAGUUCCGGGCCGGACUCCUGGGCGGCGGCGUGUGGCUGGCGGAUGGCGCAGAGCUCUUACUCAUCGGCAGCGUGGCAGACACUCUGGCGCGUGAGUGGCACUUGUCAUCGUUUACCAAGGGCUUUGUCGUCACCAUUGUCUACACCGGCCUGAUGUUCGGCAAUAUUACUAGCGGACCCGCUGGUGCGCGAUUCGGGCGACGAGAGGUGGUGGUACUUUCCUUCUUUGGACGGAUCUUCGUGUUCAGCAUCUUCUCGUCGACCUCCCAGAGUAUCACAGACGUGCUCAUGAUCUGGCGCUUCAUCGUCGGCUGGAGCAUCGGCUUUGGGCAGCCUGCGUGGCUGGCCAUCAGUGCGGAGAUCACCCCCGCAAAGUACCGGAUCAUCACGGGGGGGUUGACGCAGACUCUCUUCGCCCUGGGCGAGCUGUACAGCGCGAGCCUCUUGAUGCUGGACGACCCAUCCUUGCAGAAAUUGGAUUGGCGGAGGGUCAUCGCCCUGGGGGCCAUCCCCUCGGCGAUCCUUUUUAUCUUCAGCGCGCUGUUCUUGCACCAAUCUCCGACCUUUCUGCAGAUGAAGGGCCGUCAUGCGGAUGCGGUGCAAGUGCUAGAGAGCAUGCGCCACGACAACUCUGCGCCAGACAUCUCGGUGGACUUCAGGCUACAGCCGCAGAAUGCGCCCCAGCUUGGCUUUAUCGAGACUUUUUACCGGCAAAGCAAGGUGAUCAUGAGCAACAAGCUCUUGGUGCCAACGCUUGUGACCAUGUUCACCUGUUUCGAGCUAAAUCUCGCGUACUAUGGCUGCAUCUAUGCCUUCCCGCAAGUCUUGUCGGAUCUGGUGGCUGAGCAACUCGUCAGAGAAUGA